Mitosporidium daphniae is the source of this 2067-nucleotide messenger RNA. Its product is annotated as DEAD/DEAH box helicase. The coding region runs from base 1 to 2067 and encodes 688 amino acids. The record is from RefSeq and is a predicted model, not a curated record. Lineage: Eukaryota; Fungi; Microsporidia. The transcript has a single exon. Gene Ontology annotation, molecular function: helicase activity; RNA binding; ATP binding.
AUGCAUUUCUCAUCACUUGCCAUCGCAUCGGCUGGCCUUCCGCUUAAGCACGGCCUUCCAUACAAAUACAUUGAUCCCACUUCUUCGCUGUCGGAGACGUCGGUGGAAGCGUUUGAAAUGCCGGCCGAAUCGCGUGCCAACUUUUUGAAAAAGGGCAUAAAAAAUCUUUUCCCCAUCCAGGCUUCGGUAUGGGCAGAAAUUCUAGAUGGCAGCGAUGUGCUUGCUAGAGCUCGCACCGGAACAGGGAAAACCCUCGCUUUUGCUCUUCCAAUUAUUUCAAAGAUUGCAGCAGAAAAGCAAGAUCGAAAAACAGGCCGUUCCAAACCAAAAGCACUGAUCAUUGCACCGACUAGAGAGCUUGCAACUCAAAUCUCAUUGGCUGUUAAGGAAUUUUCGCCGCAUAGCGUCUAUUCUUGUGUCUGUUAUGGCGGAAUCAAUAUCAAUCCCCAGCUGGAAAUUCUCUCUCGUGGUGUCGAUAUUGUGAUCGGCACGCCGGGAAGGCUUCUUGACCUUUAUGAACGAGGAGCCUUGCAGCUCGGUGAUUUGGACUUUAUUGUACUCGACGAGGCGGACUUUAUGCUGGAUCUCGGCUUCAAAGCAUCGUUGGAGAGCAUUUUAUCAAACGUUCAAUCUGGAGUCAGUUCAUCGGGAAACCAAUUUCCACAAAUGCUUUUAUUUAGUGCAACCGUCCCAGAAUGGGUCACUUCCACUGCAAAGUCAUACUUUAAGCGGCCCCACAAGAUUUACGUCGAUGCUGUCGGUGAAACAACGAUCCGCACCAGUGAAAACAUUAGGCAGGUCGCUCUUGCAUAUCGGGGAGAAGACUUGGUGCCCUUUGUCACUGAAGUGCUCACGACGUUUUGUCCAUCGUCUUCUGUUGUUCCAAUGAAGGCGCUAAUUUUCUGUGACACCAAAAGGCAAGUAUCUCACCUUGCCUCUGGUCUAUUUUCAGGAUACACAGGAAAUAUCAGGCCUAUUUGCGGGGCUCUUCAUGGAGAUCUUUCACAAAAUCAACGCAACGACACCCUGGAUGACUUUAAAACUGGACGCGUCAAUGUCCUUGUUGCUACUGAUGUAGCAGCAAGAGGGUUGGAUAUCGCCGAUGUUGAUGUUGUUAUCCAACUAAACCCGCCGCCAAUGGUUGAGACUUUUAUCCAUCGUUCUGGAAGAACCGCUCGUGCAGGAAAGGGCGGUGUCAAUGUCUUGAUCUACAAUCCCGAAGAGAAUCUAUCGGACCUAGCGGAGAUUGAAAAGAUUGCUGGAUUUAAAUUUUCUCGCCAAGCACUGGCCGUUGGCCGCUCCCUGGUCAUCAAAGAUAAGGAUACUUUUUCUCAAAUCAUCAAAGGGGUCUCCGUAGAAGAAAAGAAUUCCAUGAGUGCUGUUGUAGCUGGAUUUCUGGAAUCAAAUCCCGCAUCUCAAAAAGAUGCCAUCCUUUCGCUGGCUGCUCUCCUCCACAGAUCCUUUCCUGCAUCCUUUAAAAUCAACAGAUCUGCUUUGACGGGGGAAAAAGGAUAUAUCACGCUUCAGUACUCUCCAAAGCGAGCUCUAAAUAAUGUUGAGGAGCUUGUCUCUUCCUUGGAAGCUGCAAUUUCGGUUCCAAAAAUAUUGUCUCAAAUUUCGUUGCGAAAAUUGAGUGCCGAUCGAAAAAGCCUUCUUUUUGAUGUACCUCUUGAGAUUGGAAAGAAUAUUCUUAUCCAAAACGAGCUUCCAGAAGUAGGCGAAAAUGGCGAGAUAUUUGCAGUUCAUCAAAUACCGGAACUAUCUAAUGACAGGAUAUCCAAUUCUCGUGCCACCGUUUCAUAUGGAUCAAUGAGAAAUACCUCCAGAGGAGCGGGCUUUUCAAGCCCUAACUACAACAGGGGGGGAGCGAAUUACCGCAAUGAUUUUGGAAGAGAUAGGUUCAGCAAUUCUCGUUUCACUGAUUCUCGCCAAGGGAUCCGAAGAGGAGAAUCCAUUGGAUAUCAAAAUCAAAGCAAUGGCCAAAGAGAAGCCACCGAUUACCAAUACCGAGGAACCGAUCAAAGAAAAAAGUCCACCACGUGGGACAUUGACGACGAUUUAAUUUAA